GCUCUGAACCCUCCAUUCUUCUACCCACUUCCUCUGGGCUGUUCGGACGCCUCCAUGUGGCUCCCCUGUUUCUCAGGAGACCGGCAGCAAACACAGGAUGGUGUUGUAAUAAGUCAGGAGUGAUUUCCGCUUCCGGUGACCAAAGGGCAAGCGGAAUGUAAACACUGAGCCACCGGGUAGCAGGUCUCUGUGGCUGGCGCGUCUGCGCUGGAAGCCAGAGAGGAGGAGGGGAAGGAGGCGCUGGGUGUUGUGGCGAGAAAAGCAAGGAGCUUUAGAGGCCUGAGAGAGCCGGGUGCUGAGAAUGGCUUCCUUUGGGUGGAAGAGGAAGAUUGGUGAGAAGGUCUCCAAGGCCACUUCCCAGCAGUUUGAAGCUGAAGCUGCUGAUGAGAAGGAUGUGGUUGAGAACGACGAUGGGAACUGGCUUCACGCCAUUAAACGCAGGAAGGAAGUUCUCCUGGAAGGCUGUGCUGAGAAAAGUAAACAGUUAAAGGAUGAAGGGGCCAGUUUGGCUGAAAAUAAAAGAUAUCAGGAGGCAAUACAGAAGUGGGAUGAAGCACUACAAUUAACGCCAAAUGAUGCUACCCUCUAUGAGAUGAAAUCACAGGUCCUGAUGUCUCUGCAUGAAAUGUUCCCAGCAGUACAUGCAGCAGAAAUGGCUGUCCAGCGAAACCCACAUUCGUGGGAGUCUUGGCAAACUUUGGGACGUGCUCAGCUUGGAUUAGGAGAGAUAGUCCUGGCAAUCCGAAGUUUCCAAGUAGCACUUCACAUCUAUCCAAUGAAUCCUGAAAUAUGGAAAGAGGACCUUUCUUGGGCUAGAACACUACAGGAGCAGCAGAAGGUAGCACAGAAGAUGAAAAAAAGUGAAACGCCAUCUGGGGAAACGCAUAUUUCACCAAAGUCGAUUCCUGACUAUGACUUUGAAAGUGAUGAGAUUGUUGCUGUUUGUGCAGCUAUUGCUGAAAAACAGAAGACAGUUUCAGCUAAUAAAACAAUGGUUAUUGUGUCAGCCUCUGGGACUGUAGAGACUGUAACUGAGAAGGAAGAGGGUGCCACCCCUCCGGACGGCUCUGUGUUUAUCAAAGCCCGAUGAAGCAGUAUGUGUAGUGGAGUUGAGUCUGUCGUUUUGAUUGGUACUUAAUGUUUAAACAUAGGUACAUGUACCCUGGAGAAAGAGGGCAAAACUCCUGUUUGUAAAAUAUGGCUUGCUGAUGAGGCAUAAAAUUAAACAGUAGAAUGAUUGUGUUUGAAAUAUGCUUUGGGAAGUUAUGACUUACACAUAAGAUUAGAAUUCUUAGUAAAAUGGUUUUGACUGAUGAACAUUUUAAUUUGGUUAUAUGAAUGAAUACAUUUUAAAGAUACAACUUGAAAAAUGUGUUCUUUAGUAAACAACUUGAUUGCCAUUAGUUUUAAAAUGUUGACCCACUGAUGUUUUGUUUUCUGAUGAAGUAUAUGAUGACUUUCCCUCCUUGAAAUCUGCUGCUUGCUCCUGUCCACUCUUUAAUUUUUCUUGCUAAACGACCAUAAGUAAGCUAAGUAAGUCUUUAUAAUGAAUUUCUGACAUUCAUUUUGAUUCAGUUGUCAUUUGCAUAUAUGUGGAAUCUUUGAAAGUCUGGUUGCAAAUGUGUGCAUUCUGAACAUUUUUUUUAGUCUGUUUAAUUCUAAUUUGUGCUUCGGUUUUGACCUUGAAGUUGUAACAGUGGUAGCUGUCCCCAGUAUUUGUUAGGUGUGUGACAGACCGAUAUCAGAAUGAUGGUUUUAGUUUUACUCCUUGCUGUGUGUCCUCACCCACAAGUAAGUCAUUUUUAAAAUACAGAGUAUCUUUUACAAAUAUGUCAUAAUAAAUUAUAACUCUCCAUUAUCCCAAUCAAAAGCAGUAUUUCUUUUUCUUAUUUUUAGGUACUUAAAAAACUCUGAAGUUAUUUAUUUCAUGCUUGUAAGUUUCUAGAUGAUGAUUUACAAUUACUUUUUAAGAUAAGUUUUUUGGAACCGUUUAGUUACAAUUUUAAAUAGCUAAGUUAUAUUCUAAAAAUAAAAAGGGGUGUUAUUAUUAGAGUGCCACUGAGUGAAUAACUUACACGAAACAUACACAGAAACUGGAAUGUGAUUUAUGGUAUGCUCCCAUGACUGUGUGAAAGAUAUAUUAAAUAGUUUAUUGAAAGGCCACAGUCACCUUCAUAAAAUACUGUCAUUGCUAAUGUAAAUUAUUUUUAUAUUAUAUAUUGUAGUAUAAUUAUAUAAGACUGUUGUGUGCUGUUAUUUCUGGCAGCCAGGAAGAUGUUACUGUGUAAAAUUAAUUUUAUCUGUUAGAAACGAAAGCUACUUUAUGUUAAGGAACCUUAACUAACGCUACUGGAGCAUAUAAAUAAUGGUCUAUGUUUUUGGAGGAUAAUUUUUAAACAUUUUGUUUUAAUAGAAUGCUUGCCCCCCCCCACAAGAAAAUCAGCACUUGCCUUAAAAAAUAUUAUAUUUCCACCCUAAGUUAUAUCCUCAGAAAAUUAACCCUGGAUAGACAGGUAGUUUUAGAGAGACAAAAAUGCUAUUUUGUUUUGUUUUGUUUUGUUUAUUAAGACAGGGUCUUGCUCUGUAGCCCAGGCUAGCCUCGAGCUCACUGCGAUCUUCCUGCAUCUGUCUCCGGGUGCUGGGCAGUAUGCUAUUUUGUGUAAUGGAUAUUUGUGUAUUCUGUAAUAUGUGAAUAAAUAGUUUUUUUCCUGCA
Chinchilla lanigera (long-tailed chinchilla) is the source of this 2713-nucleotide messenger RNA. It is a transcript of the gene Ttc33, whose product is annotated as tetratricopeptide repeat domain 33. Lineage: Eukaryota; Metazoa; Chordata; Mammalia; Rodentia; Chinchillidae. Gene Ontology annotation, molecular function: protein binding. The transcript is spliced from 5 exons. Bases 302 to 1090 code for a protein of 262 amino acids. The record is from RefSeq and is a predicted model, not a curated record.